CAGUCCGGGACUCCAGCUGAUGCUGUGGACAGAGGUCUCGUCAGGACGCAUCAUUACGCGCAGGAACAAAACAGUUCAAGUUUCAGCGUCCAGCAUUAGGAGACUUUAUUCUGAUGUGUUUGGCAGCAUUGAGGAGAGCUCUGUCUGUGGUGCAUGUGGAUUUGAACCCAUCCAUGUAAAUUCAGCAGACAGUGAUGAGCAGUGCGGAGCCCGGGAACAUGAUCUCCGCGUAAACCUCUCCACCUCUCCGUAGUUUCUCUCUCUACUUUAACAAUGCAGAUCCUCCUCUACACAGCUCUGUUCCUCUACAUCAGGCAGUCUGCCCGCGCUGAGCCCAGACCCUCAUGUCCCACACGGUGCGAUGUGAGCACCUGUCCGAGCCCCAGCUGCCCCAGCGGCUACGUGCCGGACCGCUGCAACUGCUGCCUGGUGUGCGCCCUGGGGGAGGGAGAGCCGUGCGGUCGCAAGGACGACCUGCCGUGUGGGGACGGGCUGGAGUGCAAACACCCGGCGGGCAAGCGGCUCUCCAAGGGCUUCUGCAAGUGCAAGGUCAGCUACGAGGUGUGCGGCAGCGACGGGAAGACCUACAGCAACGUGUGUCACCUUAAGGCGAGCAGCAGGAAGGCGCUGCAGCAGGGGCUGUCCGGCAUCACCCAGAUCCAGAAGGGACCGUGUGAGACCAGCACAGGUCCUCCUCAUGCUGCCAGUCCUCGCUACAAGUUCAACUUCAUCGCUGACGUGGUGGAGAAAAUCGCUCCCGCUGUGGUCCACAUCGAGCUCUUCCUCAGACAUCCUCUGUUCGGUCGGAACAUCCCUCUGUCUAGUGGAUCUGGGUUCGUGAUGUCAGACAAUGGACUGAUUGUUACCAACGCCCAUGUGGUCUCCAGCACCACUCCAGUGUCCGGUCAACAGCACCUCAAGGUCCAGAUGCAUAAUGGUGACGUAUAUGAAGCCAACAUCAGAGACAUAGACAAAAAGUCAGACAUCGCCACCAUCAAAAUCAACCCACAGACAAAGCUGCCUGUGCUGUUUCUGGGCCACAGUGCAGACCUGAGGCCCGGGGAGUUUGUGGUUGCAAUCGGCAGCCCCUUCGCCCUCCAGAACACCGUCACCACUGGCAUCGUCAGCACCGCCCAGAGAGACGGCAAGGAACUGGGCCUCAGGGACUCUGACAUGGACUACAUCCAGACGGACGCUAUCAUCAAUUACGGGAAUUCAGGAGGACCUCUGGUUAAUUUGGAUGGGGAGGUGAUCGGCAUCAACACCCUGAAGGUUGCAGCAGGAAUCUCAUUUGCCAUCCCCUCUGACAGGAUCACUCGCUUCCUUAACGAUUCCCUGGACAAGCACAACAAAGACGUGAGGUCAAUAAAGAAGCGUUUCAUCGGAAUAAGGAUGUUGACGAUCACACCAGCGUUGACUGAAGAGCUAAAACAGCAGAACCCAGAUUUCCCUGAUGUUACCAGUGGGAUUUAUGUCCAUGAGGUGGUUCCUCACUCACCUGCACAGAAAGGUGGCAUCAAAGAUGGUGACAUUAUUGUGAAACUGAAUGGCAAACCUCUAAUGACAACAGCUGACCUGCAGGGGGCGCUGCAGGAGGAGACAGCCCUGCUGCUGGAAGUCAGGCGGGACAAUGACGACCUGCUCUUUAACAUCGAACCUGAUGUUAUCAUGCAGUAGAUACUCCUGCAGAGUUAGACCAACAUCUGAGGCCCUGUGUUUGUGAAGAAGGAUGUUGGAUGGUUGAAGCUCUGCACCAGUGAAUUGAAGUAUUUAUGACAAACGCGCACAUCUUCUGACACUUGGCUAACUUGACUGUACCGAAAUCAAAGGAGGACAGUAUCAGUAAGGACGACAUGGUACAAUUCAAUUUUGGCAUCAAGGAUUUACAACCGUACCUCCCUCCUGUUCACAUCAGGUCAACGCUGGAAUCAUUUCAACCCAAACCCAUUUUAUGUAUGUUAACUAUGUGCUGGUUUCACAUUUACACACAGCCCAGAAAUAAUGAAGCAACAGUGGUUGUUGGGCGUCUUAUGGUGCACAUCACAAAAAUUAUAAGAUAAAAGCAAAGUUGAUGAAUGUUCUGUUAAACUGAUGAAUGAAAAUUUAAUAAACUUAUAUAAAAAAUAAAGGUGGUGAAAGUAUACAGAUAAUUAAAUCAUUUAAUUUUCUCUUAAGCAUUUUUUAUUUCCAACAAAGUGUUUUCAGACUGAUUGACAUAGUCAUUGUACAAUCCACAACGUUCCAUUAUCCCUCCAGUAUCCAUGCAAGGAUAAAUGUGUGUUCCAUGACCAGGACAGAAUCCACUUUGGUCCUCCUUUAAAGUAUUUUUUUGUAACCUGGGGUCAUGAUCCCGAGGCCCCUGCCAUCAUCUGCCACCCAUUUGGUAAUUCACCUCAGAGAGAGAUGUCACCAAAGGUCUCCAUCUUGAUUUGAACAAAAGAAACUGCAAUUCAUGGCCAGGUUCUUAAUACCUCACUUGACCCUUAUGUCUAGCCUAACCCUAACCCACAAGGUGAUGGCCCCAUGUUAUACCUUCAGGCUGAGCCAACUGGGCUUUAUGGGUGUCACCAGGCGCUUGCUACCUCCCCUGCCAGCCUUCUUUCAACUGGGAUCCCUGGUCCUCCCUAAUCAAAAAGGUAGCUUGCUUCCCAAAUUGCCACUCCACAGGGUUUUCUGGUGAAGAGAGCCAGAAUAAGCAAAGCUCUUAAUGUACCAGUCAACCUACAUUCAAACCCCAUCUUUGGUCAUGAACUUUGGGUGACGAUUUAAAGAAUAAAGUCAUUGACGAAAGCAUCCAAAAUGAGUUUCCUUGCAGGAUCUGUGGGCUCACCCUUAGGGACUCAAAGACCCAGAGGCAGCUGCUUCAUUUUGUUGAAAGCAGUCUGUUAAGGUGGUUCAUGUUCUGAUUAUGAUGUCUCCAGGAAUCCUCCCUGUAGAGGUGCUCUGAACACAUUCAACUGGGAGGAGACACAGGGGCAGAACAAGAGCACCCUGGAGGAUUUUGUAUCUCAUCUUGCCUGAGACCACCUUGGCUUACCCCAGAAGGACCAAGAGAAUGCUGCUGGGGAGAAUGAUGUAAGAGCUAAUGUGCUGGUUGGAUGAGUGAUGAUAGUCACUGGGUGUCACCAGCAUGUUAAAGAAUAAAUGCACCAAUGCAAACUUGAAUGCCUAAUAGGGAACAAUGAGAUCAAGAGUUAAUUGACUCAGGUCGUUAUCGAAUAAAAAUUUAGUAAAAACUCAUCAAUUCAAUCACUUUCAUCAACUCUGUUUUUAUCACUUGCCGUUUGAGUUCCGUCAGAGAGCAGAGAUGAUUCUUAUCAGUCAUUGAAAACCUAUUCGUAGGCUGUAAUUUUCCUCUAAUUUGAAAGGUGCACUUAAAGAUGUGACAACUUAACUGCUCAGUCUCUAUGUAUGGGUAUAUGACAAAAUUUUUUAAAGCUAGUUGCUUGGGUUGUCAAGGUUGAGUUGACACACUGUUACUCUCCUAUCUACUAUGAGCACCUCAGGCCACAGAAUACCAGAGUCAACAUACUCUUUAUACAGUGUGUCUUGCAAAGCGGACUACACUACUAGUGCUGUUAUGAUGAACAGUCCUUGACCACAAGUAGUGAUGUGUUUUCAUCUUAUUAUUUGUACUAUAAGUCAGACAGUUUGAGUCUCUAAAACCUGCAAUAAAGUCUGAUUAGUUUUAGGUAUGACAAUGGUUUGAUUCAAAGAUAAUGAUGAUGAGGACUUCCUUUCUAUCUUUUGCUGGAAAUCUAAGUGCUGUACCGCAAAUGGAUGGAUGAUGGAUGUUUCCCAAAGAAGUCCAUCUCACCUGAGCCCUAAAGUUGUAUCACCUCUAAAAGAUGUUGGUUCUAAUUGGGUUACUUGUUCUUGGUCUUACUCUUUAAACCCAAUAGAAAAAAAUCUGUGACAGUCAAACAUAAAGUAACAGCUGUGUCCCAUUUGUGCCCAAUCCCACCACUAAAGGAAUUCAUAGAAAUCCCUCUUGACUCAGUACAUGUUUUACCAAUAGUCCAACAUGUUGACCAUAUGUGGCAACCCAUACUAAAAAACUAUCAUACAAUAUGGAGUUGACAACUGGCGUUCACACAAAGCCUUGAAAGAUCAUCCAACAGUGUCCAAAACCCUUUCCCCAACACCUUUGUUAUGUCUGAAUUGCCUUGCUUAGAUUAUGCUGUUGUCUUGGUACUGACAGUACAGGAGAAAUGAUUUGUUCUUACGUCCAGGGAAAUUAAUUACCACAAACCCUUUGGACUGUCCAAGGUUUUCUAGUGAUUGAGAAUGAAAACCAAAAGCUGUUGGCCAAGAUGAACUCCUGUGUUGACUCACUCGCUGCUUGGUCGCAACUGAGCCUAGCAUCCCGUCAGUCAUCCUCUGAGCUUGGUUGGUUUCAGUUCAUUUAUGUUUACAAAUAAAUGCAGACAGAAAUGCAACAAACCAAAACACAUCAUGGAUAAGGGUUGUUAUUCAUUGCUUAUCACGGUCUCCUUUCCCCUCAUCUCACUGUCUUCUUUCUCUAUUACUUUCUCUGACUGGUUCAUAAUGCUAAGAUCCGUCCUCUUGGCAUUUGACAGCAAUCAAUAGGACUGUGACUGUGACACUAUAUUCAAACUAUUUUGUUUGAAGCACACUGAAACCCUUUGGAGGGCAACUUCUCAGUUUGGAACUUUUGCAUUACACUUGCGCCCAGCGUCUAAAGUGCAUGGCACAAAUGUAACAGGGAGAGUGUAUGUAUGUUGUGCACCCGCCUAUGUGGACUCAUAUCAUUAUCUUGAUAAUACACCCUUAAAAUAACAGUAAACUACAGCAUAAUUGACUUUCAAAUCACUUUCCGUUGCUUCAAGAUAGCAAUGGGUCUGACCACACCUCAUUUUAAGACCAAGUGCAUCUGCUAUUAAAACAAUGUGGGCACUGGACAGGAAAAUGACAACUGCGCAGUCUGAAACUAAUAAAGACAGAAGGCUUUGCAUUGCUUUGAACCGGGUGUACGAUAGAGCCCAUGAGUUGAGGAGGAGGUGAUCGCAGCAAUAGCUCUGGUCUAUGUGAGGUUUGAAGCAUUAUUAUUCUGUAAUGAAUCCAGUGUGAAAGAUCUCAUCUGGAGACGAGGUGGAGGUUAACCUUUUAGCCUUUUGUUGUUUCAUCUCUCUUGAUUCAUGAAAUGGGACACAGCCUCUAAACCAAGUGCAGACCCUGACUUGGGCACAUUCCCUGCUCUGCAGUUGGCUGUUGGGAUGUUAGGCUACAUACAGUAAUAUGAAACACUUGAUAUUUUUGUUUGUGUUUUACAUCUGCUGUGUCAUGUUGUAGCAACUUAUAGCUGAUUUUGUUGAUGUCCACUGACUCCCGAACAAAGUGAACAAGAUACAAUACUUUACUUGAGUUGGAGGCAUUAAAACACAUUAUGACCUCAGUGCACAUGGAGCAGGAUAUAGUGGACUUCCUCAGCAAGCUCUCUGGUGGCCAUAUUGGAAUCAUUCUCUUUUACCAGUUUGUUACUCUUCUGGUUAAUUUUAUCUUUGUAUAGUAUCCUUUUGUUAGUUAGUCAACCCUUAUAGCUUAUCUGUAUUACAUACAUGAGAGCAGGUUUAAGAAAUGCUUUGGCCACUUGGGGACAGCACAACAAGCUGCAGGCAACAUUGACAUAUUAACACGUAAUAAAGUUAUAAUAACCUUAUUUUAAACAUGUUAGCAUAUUUACAUAUACAGCAAACACGGUGCAACAUUAGCAAUCAUUUGGAGUCAUGUUUUUGGUCAAUAUUCACUCUCUUUUGGUCUCUAAUAGUGCCUCUAAUAGAGAUUAUGCUAAUGAGGACAGUGAGAGUGACCAAAAACAGUAAAGCUGCUGAAAAAAACCAAAACAGCUGAUAACGCUCUGUGGAUUUGUCAUUAGGAGUGACUCCUUUCCUUUACACAUAGUCAUGUGAUGCAUUUUACUAUACAAAUAUUUAUUAGUGCACAUUGUGAGUUCACCAUCUAACUUCAGUCCUUUACUCACCAACAGGUGUCUCCAUAGGUGGAAAGCAAGGCCAAUUAACUCUAUUAGUCUCUAUCACAUCUUUUCUUCUACUCUAGUUAGCAUGCUAACCAGCUAGCCACAGCCCACCCUCGUCACUUUCUGAUAGAGACUCACUGUAUAUCCUCCAGUCUGACAACGAUGGCUGAAGUUCUUGUCAAGCAACAAUCACCACCACCCACUUCCGGCAAGAAAUCACAUAUAGCAGUAGAGAACACCUACAAAUAGCCCCUUUAAGUAUGAUAUUAAACUUCUAGUGUCAAUGUCAAUGCCUGUGUUGCAGCAUUGUUACUGGUUGUGGAUGAUUCAUGGAUGCCAUAAGUUGUCCUCAUAUAACCAAAUGUGAACCAUGUGUGUGUUGAUUCAGUUUAAAUGAUGUACUCUGUUGGAAUGAAGAACGCAAAUGUGAGUGUUUUUUUCUUUCAUAGCUUCACCACUGUUGCUGCUUUGGUUUAUAUCUGUUUGUGCUUUUAGUAAUCAUACACUCUUUAAUCACGUCGUCCAAACCAAAUGUUUACAUGUAAGUUGCCAACAAAGCAAUACUCAGCAAUUCAUCAGCC
Messenger RNA from Seriola dumerili (greater amberjack), 6579 nucleotides. It is a transcript of the gene htra3b, whose product is annotated as HtrA serine peptidase 3. The coding region runs from base 274 to 1677 and encodes 467 amino acids. NCBI's taxonomy places the organism in Eukaryota, Metazoa, Chordata, Actinopteri, Carangiformes, Carangidae. Gene Ontology annotation, biological process: proteolysis. Gene Ontology annotation, molecular function: serine-type endopeptidase activity; protein binding. The record is from RefSeq and is a predicted model, not a curated record. The transcript is spliced from 10 exons. Gene Ontology annotation, cellular component: extracellular region.